AUGGGUAAUGAACAGCAAGGUGGGACAAGUCAUCAUUUUAUCACUGAUGCCUCAGCUGAUGAACAUCAACAACAAAAACGUACUGGUAUUUUGUUGGCAAAAAAUGGACGUUUACCAAUAUCUAAACAGCAUUCGACAAUAAUAAAGCCUAGUUGGGAACUGGCAAGAGAUGCUUCGAUGGAUUUAUUGUCACGCAAGGCGACUAAAUUAACUUCAAAACAAGAUCCAUCAUCGAGUUUGCUAGUUAAUCAACGAAAUGUAAUAAAAAAAUAUACUUUACAACCAUCGUUAGCACCUGGAAAACCUUUGCCAAUAUAUCGAGUACCUCGAAUACCAUCAGACAAAGAAAUAGCUGAAAUUACCAUAGCCUAUCAACUUUUAUGUGAAUAUUGUGAUGGUCCAUGUAUUGGUAAUUAUCUUCGUUGUCGUGUUUGCAUCAAAACUUAUCAUUCUCACUGUCUUUUUGAACGGGGUCAUUUAAGUGAUCCAGCAUUCUCAUUGCCACGUCUUGGAAAACAAGAUUGGAGUUGUCCAGAUUGUGAAGAUCUUACGCGUUUGCUCAACCAAGAUGAAAUUAAUUAUUUAAUUUCUGCUUUUGAAAAAAUGGAUCGAGAUAAGAAUGGUUAUAUUGUUUUGGAUGAUUUUCUAACAUUUUGUUCGAAAGGAAAGAUGACAGAUAGUUUUAAUUUAUUCACUCAAAAUAAUCAAGAUUUGGAAAAAUUACACUUCACUCUAAUGGAUUCAAGACGCAAAGGUGCUAUUGGUUGGUCAGAUUUUGCACUUUUCUUUAGUUGUAAAAUGAUUGCUACAAAAAAUAAAACUCAAUUGACAACGCAAUUAACUAAAAAGGAAUUAAUAUAUGCAAAAGGUCUUUUUUUCAAAGAUCUUCGUCUAAAAGUUGAUACUGAAAAUAAUGCAAUUAUAACAAAAGAUCAUUUUAAUCGAGUUUUUCAUGAUCUCAUAUUAACGACGAAAAAAAAAUACGGUGAUAAUUAUAUCGAUGCUGUUUUACACGAUUGCCAAAAUAUGGAUGAAACAAUUCAAAAACUUACUGUUGUUAGUUGGGAUGAAUUUCUUCGUCAAAUUUCUGUACUUCUCAUAUUAAACCGUUCAAAUUAUGACCUAAAAAAUAGUCGACCACGUCGCGCAUCUAUACCUCAUAAUCUUACGCAAGCAACAGUUGUUUCACAUAUUAAUUUUACUUCAAGCAGUGUCGAUUUAAGAAGAAAUGUGGCAAUUACGCCUAUUGUAACGGCUUCACCAGAUUUUUCAUUUGAUGAAUCAUUUCGUAAACAUGGAAAAAUAUUAGAAAAACUAAAUCAACGAAACCAACAAGAAGGAAUAAGAAAAAAACAUCUUGGUACAUCAAUUGAUUGGUCACUUGUUGAAGAUGUUGGUGAUGAAGACAACUUGGAAUUACCAAAAUUAAAACCAAAUGCACGAGAUGAACGACAAACAAUUAGUGAACCAUGGGCUGUUGUUAAAGCCAUGGAACAUUUACGAACUCAACCGAUACUUAUUACAACGACUCGGAUCCAAAUGCUCAAGGUUUAA
Rotaria socialis is the source of this 1554-nucleotide messenger RNA. The record is from the annotation of a GenBank genome assembly. Lineage: Eukaryota; Metazoa; Rotifera; Eurotatoria; Philodinida; Philodinidae.